CCUGACGUAGCAGGAAGUAAACUUGGCAUGUUGAUAGCGGAGGUUGUUUUGAAGUGAAACUGGGCAGUCUAUAUAUGAUGUGAUGGGUGUCCAUGGUCUGACCAGCUAUGUGGAGGGUAACAGGGGCUUGUUCCAGGACAUCAGGUUCAGAGACAGCAGACUUGUGAUAGAUGGCUGUAGUCUGUUCUUCAGGCUCUAUCUAAACCAUGGACUGGAUCAGGUACACGGAGGGGACUACGAUGCCUUCGGCACCCUGCUGUCUACCUUCAUCUCUGCACUGGAGGCCUGCAACAUACAGCCAUAUGUGGUGCUGGAUGGAGGUGUGUGUGUGUGUUUGUGCAACAGGAUCUGUGGCUCACGGAUCGACCUUGUCAGUAACCUCCGAAGCCCCAUAAAUAAAAUCCACUAUAAGAAGCUGUCCACCCUGAGGCAGCGGCUGCAGAGUAAGAUCCGAGAGGCUGAGUCUCUGUCCCGUGGCCGACACGGCUCCGUCCUCCCCCUCCUCACAAGACACGUCUUCAUCCAGGUCCUCUCCCAGCGAGGUGUCCCGUUGGUCCAGUGCCCCGCCGAGGCAGACUGGGAGAUUGCCUGCCUGGCCAAUCAGUGGGAUUGUCCAGUUCUGACCAAUGACAGCGACUUUUACAUCUUUGACUUGCCAGGUGGGUAUAUUCCGUUCGGUUCUUCCAAUGGGCCAGUGUUGCGGUUCCCCUCCAAAUCACUACAUCCCAGCCAGGCGCUACACGAGCCGUCUCUUACCUGGUUCUCUGGAGGCUCAUCCAGGUCGCCAGAGGGGGCCUGUGGGCUGCUACUCCCCUGCCCGCUGCCAGAGUGGCUGUGCUGGGCCGCAGGGAGCGGGCGAUGGCCCCCCUGGUGUUGGGACGUCCUGGAGCUCAGGAGGGUGCUGCUCAUCCCUCAGGUGGAGAACAGCCGACUACCCAGCAGCCACUGCAGCGCCACGGCCAUACGACAGGCCCUCUACGGGAUCCUACUGGCCAAUCAGGAGCAGGGGGAGAGGAGAGAGGGAGAGAGGGGGUGGGGAGAGGGUAACAGGGUCCAGGGACAAGGUGGACAGGAGACCCAACGCUGUGAGUGUGUGUGGAGGGAGUACGACAGACACGAUCUGAACCUGAGGAAGAGCCAGGUGGAGCCACGCACCCCCAGAACCAGGCUACACCUUGAGACACUCUGCCAGGCUCCUGUGUCAGUGCGGCUGGAGGUGCUGUAUGAUGUUCUGGGGGUGAAGGAGUCCUCUCUGUCUCCCCUACCUCCUCACCUCAGGCUGGCCCUUGGAGUGACUGGGUUCUGGAGGAGAGAGGCCAGACCUUUUCCCUCUCUACCCCAGGUACAGGCUCUGCUGCUGGGCAUGGUCCAUGGAGAGAUGGCCCGGAACACCCAUCCUGGACAGAACCAGAACACAGCCGCAGAACGGAACUUGUGGAUGAAGCUUCGCCUGCGGCCAGGAGACAGGCGGGGUUUCGAUGUGGGCGUGGCUCAUUCCCUCAGCCAAUGGCAGGCCUGCCUGUGGAGCGUGCUCAGUUUGAACCAGCUACUGUGUCUGCCCCUGCCUGAACCAGACACAGCAUGGUUAUUCAGUGGUAGUCUGGUCCAUGGUUUGGUUGGACGUCUGAGAGGGGGUUGUUCUCCUGAGUCUGUCCUGGCUGCAGCUCCUCUCUCUGGGCAUAUAUACCGCUCCCUACUGGCUGCUCUGGAGAACUGCACCCUAAAUACACUACCCUCAUCAUCAGGGAGGAGGAAGAGGGGGAAUGGAAGGAGGGGGAGAGGGAGAGGGAGAGGGAGAGGAGGAGGAGAAGGAGGAGCCCCUUCCUCCCAGGAGAUAAACAACAGGUUUGCUCUACUGAUGACUGAGGAGGAUGAAGAGUGAGAGCGAUAGGGGUGAGGAGACUACCUUCUUUCUAGUCAACAUGGUGCUCAUAAAUAAACUUUAUUAUUCUUUUCACAGCUUUAGAGAGAGGAGUGGGAUGAACAGAAAGAGAUGGCCUGUGGUAUAGGCGCACUAUUUUAUAAAGCAUUCAAUCCAUAUGAUUUAAACCCACUCAGGGAAUGCUGCGUUCCAAUGACUAUUCUAAACUAUGAACUUUACUAUCUCUGAUAAAACU
This is a messenger RNA of Coregonus clupeaformis (lake whitefish), 2117 nucleotides long. RefSeq names its product protein asteroid homolog 1-like. NCBI's taxonomy places the organism in Eukaryota, Metazoa, Chordata, Actinopteri, Salmoniformes, Salmonidae. The record is from RefSeq and is a predicted model, not a curated record. The coding region runs from base 83 to 1882 and encodes 599 amino acids. The transcript has 10 exons.